AUGGGUGCCCCCCCCGCCCUCCCCGCCUCCCGCAACUCCAGCGCCGAGGACGCGGAGCCGGCGGGGCUGAGCCGGAUACGCAGCGACUCCCCGCAUCCCUCCAGGGCAGAGCGCGGUGAGGCCGCAGCAGCCACCACGGAGAGGACACAGGAUCCCCCCCUGGGCCCGCCGUGCCCCUUCGAGGGGGUGGCCUGGACCCCGAGACCCCCCCAGGGCCCCCCGCAGGGUUGCUUCGCCUGCAUCGCCAAGCCCCCGGCUCUCCGGCAAGCUUCGCCCGUCCUGUCUCCUUCUUCCGCCGUUUAUCUCAUGGAGAGCAAGAGCUGCAAAGGGGACAGCCUGCGGCCGGCGGUCCCGUGCAAGCACUCAGUGGAGAAGAAGACGAUGACCAACCCCACCACCGUCAUCGAAAUCUACCCCGACACCACCGAGGUGAACGACUACUAUCUCUGGUCCAUCUUCAACUUCGUAUACCUCAACUUCUGCUGCCUUGGCUUCAUCGCCUUGGCCUAUUCACUGAAAGUCCGGGAUAAGAAACUCCUCAAUGACUUAAACGGAGCAGUCGAAGAUGCCAAGACAGCCCGGCUUUUUAACAUCACCAGCUCAGCCCUUGCCACCUUCUGUAUCAUCCUUAUCUUCAUCUUCCUGCGAUACCCCCUCACUGACUACUAG
Molecule: messenger RNA, 669 nt
Organism: Gavia stellata (red-throated loon)
Lineage: Eukaryota; Metazoa; Chordata; Aves; Gaviiformes; Gaviidae
Gene: IFITM10
Product: interferon induced transmembrane protein 10
Cellular component (GO): plasma membrane
Source: RefSeq, a predicted model, not a curated record